Messenger RNA from Arctia plantaginis, 966 nucleotides. The record is from the annotation of a GenBank genome assembly. NCBI's taxonomy places the organism in Eukaryota, Metazoa, Arthropoda, Insecta, Lepidoptera, Erebidae.
AUGGCACUGUUACCUCCAGACCCCGUCUAUACGAUCAGGAACGUGGAUAAUGUUCCUGUUUAUUCGUUGGCGUUUAGUUUCUUGCCCGGCGGUCUCGAGAGGUUACUAGCCGGUUCGAAAAACGGCUAUGUUUAUGCAUACAACCUUCAGACAAACAGAGUACAACAAAAGAUCCAAGUUGGUCAAGCUCCAAUUCUUCACCUCAUCCACACCAGUAACCACCUCAUCACCCAGGAGAAAGGUGGCAAGUUUAAAAUAUUUAGUUUAACAAAUAGUGGCUAUGAAGAAGAUGCUUUGAUAGAAGUUGAUUAUCCUGGGUUCUGCCGCUUUGAAGCCAACACAAAACUCGAAACACUUUAUGUACCUGACAAGGAAUCAAAAAUCCUGAUUUACAACUUCUCAGGAGAGUCGGCAGGAUGUCUGCUGCCUGAUUCUACUCUGAAACUUGGAGAUCCAAUGUGCAUGAAAUUUAUUGAAUUUCCUUGUGACCGACCAACUUUGCUGGUUGGGUAUGAAGCAGGAUGGCUUGUCCUGUGGGAUCUCAAUACUAGUCAAUGUAUUAGUAAACUUCAGACACUGGAAUGUCCCAUGUCUGUCGAUUACCACAAUGAGCAGCAGAGAGGCAUGAUUGGGAAUGCUUCAGAUGUGAUACAGAUUUUUAGCAUAGGGAGAAAAGACUUAAGCUUAACACACAAGAUGGAUAUUAAUAUUAAAAACCCAGGCAUAAAUAAAGUCGAGUCGCGGUCUGAUGGGAAAGUUUUUGUUUCCGGAGGUUGGGAUGGUCACAUCCGUAUCUUCUCCUGGUUCUCUCUUCGGCCGCUAGCAGUGCUAACAGAGCACAAGAAAGCCAUUCAAGAUGUAGUAUAUUCCUCUGAGAAGGUUUCUUAUUGGAAAGCGCACAUCAUGGCAGCUGGAGGACUCGACGGUGCUAUUACGCUCUGGGAUUUGUAUAAUAACAAAAAUUAA